This is a messenger RNA of Rhineura floridana, 2767 nucleotides long. Its product is annotated as zinc finger protein ZFP2-like. The transcript is spliced from 7 exons. Bases 449 to 2668 code for a protein of 739 amino acids. The record is from RefSeq and is a predicted model, not a curated record. Lineage: Eukaryota; Metazoa; Chordata; Lepidosauria; Squamata; Rhineuridae.
GGUCAGGAGUUUGCCUUUGGGGGGCGGAAAGAGGGAGAGAGCCUCCCCACACAUCUCCACCGGAAUCCAUGGGGGGCAGUCGCAUGCAUGCAACCUAGGGGCAACAUUGGGGGCCGAACAGCUGCAGCGCUUCCAUUGCACGAAGAUCCUCUUUGAAGCGCCCUCUGCCCCAGGAGUGGGGGUGGGAAGAGACGCCCUGGUGCAGAGGGGACCCCCGGGUGCCGGGGCUGAGAAAGCCGGCCUACCUCGCUGGGCUGCUGUGUGAGGACAAAAGGGGAGCAGGAGCAGGUGUUCCCUCCUCCCAAACGCCUUGGAGAAGAAAGCAGAUAAAAACAAGAGGUCUGGUGAACUUUGAGGAGGAGGAGGAGGAGGAGGCAGCAGCUGUGCAUUUCACGGAGGAGGAGUGGAUCUCCUGGAUCCGGGCCAAAGCGCUCCGCACAGGGAAGCCAUGGAGGAGAAUUAUGAGAUUGGAGCCUCUUUCAAAUCGGAGCUGAAUUCCUGUUUGGAAGACGGAGAGGAUCUUCUUCUUCAGGUUCCCAAAGAGGAGGAGACCUCAGCAGAACGAGACCUCGCUUCCUGUAAGGAAGAAGGAGAAAGUCUGUUUAUCCAGGUCAUCAAAGAAGUGGAGGAGACCUCAGCAGUGCUAGGCCUCAUUUCCUGUUGGGAAAGAGGAGAAGAAGAUCCACUUAUCCAGGGUCUCAAAGAAGAGGAGGCAGAGACAUCAGCAGAACCAGACCUCAUUUCCUGUUGGGAAGAAGGAGAAGAUCCGGUGAUGCAGGAACCCAAAGAAGAGGAGGAGACCUCAGCAGGAUACAUCUGGGGGGUCAAGGCUGAGGGAGAACCAUCUGAAGUAUCACUGGAAAAAGCUGAGGAGCACGUGCAGGAGCAGAAACUGAGGAGUCAAGAUGGAGCAAAGAGACAAGAGGAGAGACAGACUCACACAGGGGACAAACCUCAUACAUGCUUGGAGUGUGGAAAGAGCUUCAGAUGGAGUAACGCCCUUACUUCGCAUCAAAGAUGUCACACCGGGGAUAAACCUUAUAAAUGCUUGGAGUGUGGAAAGAGCUUCAGGUGGAGUAGCGACCUUACUUCGCAUCAAAGAACUCACACAGGGGACAAACCUUAUCAAUGCGUGGAGUGUGGAAAAAGCUUCAGUGAGAGAUGCACCCUUACUUUGCAUCACAGAACUCACACAGGGGACAAACCUUAUAAAUGCUUGGAGUGUGGAAAGAGCUUCAGUCAGAGUGGCCAACUUACUUCUCAUCAAAGAACUCACACUGGUGAUAAACCUUAUAAAUGCUUGGAGUGUGGCAAAAGUUUCUGUCAGAGUAGGGACCUUACUUGUCAUUACAGAACUCACACAGGGGACAAACCUUAUAAAUGCUUGGAGUGUGGAAAAAACUUCAGUCACAGUAGCAACCUUACUUCACAUCAAAAAUGUCACACCGGGGACAAACCUUAUAAAUGCUUGGAGUGUGGCAAAAGCUUCAGUCGGAGUAGCGAGCUUACUUCACAUCAAAGAACUCACAGAGGGGACAAACCUCAUAAAUGCUUGGAGUGUGGAAAAAGCUUCAGUCAAAGUAGCCACCUUAUGGUGCAUCAAAGAACUCACACAGGGGACAAACCUUAUCAGUGCUUGGAGUGUGGAAAGAGCUUCUGUCAGAAUAGCCAUCUUACUUCGCAUCACAAAACUCACACUGGGGACAAACCUUAUCAAUGCUUCGAGUGUGGAAAAAGCUUCAGAUGGAGUAGCGCCCUUACGGUGCAUCAAAGAAGUCACACAGGGGACAAACCUUAUCAAUGCUUCGAGUGUGGAAAAAGCUUCAGAUGGAGUAACGCCCUUACUUCACAUCAAAGAAUUCACACAGGGGACAAACCUCAUAAAUGCUUGGAGUGUGGAAAGUGCUUCAGUGAGCGAUGUGCCCUUACUUUGCAUCACAGAACUCAUACAGGGGACAAACCUUAUCAAUGUUUGGAGUGUGGAAAGAGUUUUUGUCAGAGUGGCCAGCUUGCUUCGCAUCACAAAACUCACACCGGGGACAAACCUUAUAAAUGCUUCGAAUGUGGAAAGAGCUUCAGUGAGAGUGGCCACCUUACUUUGCAUCACAAAACUCACACAGGCAACAAACCUUAUCAAUGCUUGGAGUGUGGCAAGAGCUUCAGUCAGAGUAGCAACCUUACUUCGCAUCAAAGAUGUCACACUGGCGACAAACCUUAUAAAUGCUUGGAGUGUGGAAAGAGCUUCAGGUGGAGUAGCGCCCUUACGAUGCAUCACAGAACUCAUACAGGGGACAAACCUUAUCAAUGUUUGGAGUGUGGAAAGAGCUUUUGUCAGAGUGGCCAGCUUGCUUCGCAUCACAAAACUCACACCGGGGACAAACCUUAUAAAUGCUUCGAAUGUGGAAAGAGCUUCAGUCAGAGUGGCCACCUUACUUUGCAUCAAAGAUGUCACACUGGCAACAAACCUUAUAAAUGCUUGGAGUGUGGAAAGAGCUUCAGUCAGAGUAGCAACCUUACUUCGCAUCAAAGAUGUCACACUGGCAACAAACCUUAUAAAUGCUUGGAGUGUGGAAAGAGCUUCAGGUGGUGUAGCGCCCUUACGAUGCAUCAAAGAAGUCACAUGGUACAAACCCUAUCAGUGCUUGGAGUGUGGAAAGAGUUUCAGUGACAGUAGCCACCUUACUUCGCAUCACAAAACUCAUAUAGGGGACAAAACUUAUCAAUGCUUCGAGUGUGGAAAGGGCCAUCGACCAUGGUAUCCUUGUGG